Molecule: messenger RNA, 2829 nt
Organism: Leguminivora glycinivorella
Lineage: Eukaryota; Metazoa; Arthropoda; Insecta; Lepidoptera; Tortricidae
Product: 60S ribosomal protein L8-like
Exons: 2
Coding region: 2059-2820 (253 amino acids)
Biological process (GO): cytoplasmic translation
Cellular component (GO): cytosolic large ribosomal subunit; ribosome
Molecular function (GO): ATP binding; RNA binding; structural constituent of ribosome
Source: RefSeq, a predicted model, not a curated record
AUCUACUUCAACUAGAUACCUCACCGCAUUCCCGAGAUUAAAGGUUCUGUUAGUCGCACGAACAACAAAGUUUCGUCCCUUUUUUACUUUUUGAGGAACGGAAACUACGAAACACUAAAAAAUGUGUAUGCAUUCACAAAUACAUUGUAAAACUAUAUUAAUUAUUAAUUGGCUUAAGACUCGUAGCUAGUCCAUUAAAAAAAAACUAGUUUGACAGAGAUGCAGGCUGACCAUCACUAGCAUCAUAACUUGUCAUUUUGGUUUGUUAUUCAACAAUGUGUUUUUGUUUCGUUGUCUUAAGUAUCAUAAUUGCAUACCGAUGGCAGUUAAGAGAUAAAACACUAUGAAUUCAUACACGUAAUUCUCGCCACCCAACCCACUGCUUUUGUUGUUUCACACUUUAUUUAAUAGUUGUGCAAUACUUAGACAAUUAUUGAGCAACAAGUAAACAAAGUUAAAAGCUCUUUUGCUAUUCAUUCAGAGUUCUAUCCUAGUUCGGCGCACUCAGUAUUAUUCUCCUGUGAUAUUAUUUAAAUUAAGUUAAGACAUUGAAACAAUUUCGAAAUGGAAAGUGAACAAGUAACAGGCCCGUCACAAUUUUUUGAAAGCGAUGAAUUUGACUCAGAUUAUUACGACUUUGAUCAUGACGAUUAUAAACUAGAAAGUCGUGCAAAAUUACCUAUAAAAGGCCACCAGUUAAAACAUGGUAGAGUUCUCAAUAACAGAGGAAGUAACCAAGAAAAGUUCCUAUCAGUGAGACCAAAGACGUUAGUAAAAUAUGGAAAGUGUUAUGUCCCUUCAGCAUACAAUUUUGACGAGGAAACUCAAUCUAUAAUUAAUGACAGUGUGGAUAAAUAUAAUUACUUUACAAGUGUUAAUGGUGCAAUUAUGUCAGGAGAGAGGGCUGUACUACUUCACUGUACUGGACAUCAACCCUCAGAUCCUAAGGAAAAACCUAGGGAAUAUCUGCUCAAAGUUUAUAAUAAACAGUUUGGAAAACAAAUGAUUGAGAAAUGGAUACUAAACGAAUAUGCAAGUGCAUGGCAUAUGUUCAAACACAUAAAUGUUCCCAAUGUGUUUCCUCCAUCAAAAAAUGUAGGUAGUAUGGAUUUUAUUGGUGAUGACGGUAAACCUGCUCCUAGUCUCCAAGAAGUAACAUUCAAAAUUACUGAGAAAAUAUACACAGAUGUUGUUACAAGCAUGUACAAAAUGUAUAAUGAUGCAAAGAGAGUCCAUGGGAACCUGUCUCCAAGAAACAUGUUGUGGUGGAGGGAUAAGCUGUAUUUUGUCAGUCUGUCUCGAUCUGUGGAAACGAGCCAUCCGAUAGCUCAGAAACUGCUUAUGAGGGAUUGCUGCUAUGUUACUCAUUUCUUCAAAAGCAAAGGGCUGCUUAAGGUGAAGUCAAUCUUAAACCUGUUCAAGUACAUCACCGGUGUGGAGCAGCCAGAUCCUGGAGUCCUAUUGGCCUUAAAGCAUAAUCGGAAACAAGUCAAGAAUAAGCAGAAAAAGAACAAACCACCUCAUGAAAUGUUGGCUACGUAAACUUCUAAUCGCUAGUGAUUUUUUAAAUAUAUUGAAUUUUUUUACAUGUUGAACAAUAAAGACUGAUAUUAUGGAUUCAAUUUAAUUUUAUGCACAAUUUUUAUUGUGUACUGUGGCACUCGACUUGCAUUUUAUUUUGAUAAUAAUGAUAAUUGUUAAUACUUAUACCUUAACCAAGUACCUGAACAUUUUUUUAAAUUUAUUUUGAACUUUGGUUGAGAAACAAAAGGUUCCAAAUUCAAAAACAAAACAAACGCUACCAGGAUUCAGAGAUGAGAUGACAGAUGUUUAGUUUAGCCAACAUAACGAAACAAUUUUGAAUUCAAACAGAAAUGUACCCGUCACCAAGGGCAUAAGGUCGUAUUUUGAAUUCUGCCCUUAACUUCCCUGAAAACUUUAUAUCAUCAACCCUUGCGCCGCGCUAGUAUUUCAAACUUUCAUAUUGUUGUGCAAUACAGUAUAACAAAGGUACUUAUAUCGAUCGUUCUUUAUACGCGCAUCCCUCCCUCGCACAACAUGGGCCGUACAAUUCGUCCUCAGCGCAAAGGCGCUGGCUCCGUCUUUGUUUCUCACACCAACAAGAGGAAAGGAGCUCCUAAACUCCGUUCUCUGGACUUCGCGGAACGACAUGAUUACAUCAAGGGAGUCGUAAAAGACAUCAUACAUGACCCGGGCCGUGGGGCGCCCCUAGCUAUGAUACAUUUCCGAGAUCCUUACAAGUUGAAGAUCUGUAAAGAAUUAUUGAUUGCCCCCGAAGGGUUGUGUACUGGCCAGUUAGUUUUCUACGGGAAGAAAGCUGCGCUUCAAAUUGGGAAUGUGAUGCCGAUAGGAGUGAUGCCUGAAGGAACGAUUGUCUGCAACUUGGAAGAGAAGUUCGGUGACCGAGGUAAGCUCGCACGUGGUUCUGGCAAUUUCGCUACAGUUCUUGCUCACAAUUUUAACGAAAAUAGAACCAGAGUUCAGUUGCCAUCUGGAGUUAAGAAAGUUUUGCCAUCUGGAAAUAGAGGAAUGGUUGGAAUCGUCGCUGGUGGUGGACGUAUCGAUAAGCCUUUACUCAAAGCUGGUCGGGUGUAUAAAAAGUUUAAAGUGAAACGUAACAGCUGGCCGCGCGUCCGCGGUGUUGCUAUGAAUCCUGUGGAGCAUCCCCACGGAGGUGGGAAUCAUCAGCACGUUGGCAAGGCCUCGACUGUCAGGAGAGUGGCAUCGGCUGGUCGCAAGGUUGGUCUCAUAGCCGCACGAAGGACUGGUAGGAUUCGUGGGGUGUUACACAGAAAAUAAAGGGUGAUU